AUGCAGACCUUGUCUAAAUCAACCGGUGAACGAUAUGCCAAGUAAUGAGCUUUGAACCCCACAGAUGAAAAUUUUGAUUCCUACCAAAAUGUGAACACUUGAUUUCCUAAUGGAACCAGCUGUUAGAUUCUACUUCAAUGAGCAUGUGCAUUCUUCAAGAAGUCACGUAAUAGGAGCUACAUGUUAUAUAUGAGAUGUGCAAUGCAACAGAAAGAGCUUCAUCUGGGUUUUGGCAUUAAACAGUUACGAUGGCAACCCCAAAGUCUACUAAUCAUCCUCAAGUUUGGCAUUUUAAUCUUGAGGAGGGAAUGCAGCUUCAGGUUUAUGUGUUUGGGUCUUCCAAUGGAUGCAACUCAAGGGUUGAACUUCAACUUAAGAACUGUUCAAGGACAUGGAUUCUUCAUUGGGGUGGCCUUGACCGUGGGCAAAAGAACUGGGUCAUUCCGGCUGAUCAUCCUUGUGGAACAAAAACCUAUAAGCAGAUUGCGCUGCAGACACCUUUUAUGAGGAGUGGAGACAUCUACUUGAUCGUCAUUGAGCUGCGGGAUCCUAAGAUACACGCUAUUGAAUUUGUUUUAAAAGAUGGCAGUCGUGAUAGAUGGUUGAAACUGAACCAAGAAAAUUUUCGAAUUGAGAUACAUGAGAAUGAGUCUGUUACUUCUCAUCUAUCUAUACCAAAGGAUUUGGUAGACCAGAAGGCAUAUUUACUCUGGGAAAGUAAGGGAAAGCCAAUAAGCUCACCACAACAACAAAAGCAAGACUCUGAAGAUGCUUUAAGAGAGCUCCACAGGGAAUUUUCAAGGGGGAUUUCCUUGGAUGAACUGCGGAAUGGUAUUCAGGGAACAAGUACCAGAAGGAUCAAUGAUAAUAGAGCACUUUCUGAACGUCUUAACAGUCCAAUUUCAUCCAUUUGUCAGAAAAGGCGUGAUGUUGGCCAGUGGUUGCACAAGUAUUCGGAAAGACAAUCCAAAGGCACCCAUCUGCCAGUAUCAGUUCUACUGGAUCUUGUUGAGAAGUAUAAGGGAGGAGAUAAUGUGAUCCUGCGGCAAAGUUUCCGUGUUGGUGACUUUGAAAUAGUGGUUCUUUUGAGAACUACCAUGGCUGACCAUCGGAUGUUGGUUGCUGUUAACAUGAAAGGCACCACAGUGCUUCACUGGGGUAUGUCAAAGUCAUCUUCUGGAGAAUGGUUGACCCCUCCAUCAGAUAUAUUACCUGAAAGGUCAAAGCUGCUUAAUGGUGCAUGUCAGACUUAUUUUAAGGAUAUGCCCACUGGAGAAGGGUUUUUUCAGUUUGUGGAUAUCAAUCUCCAACAAAGGGAUUUUCUGGGAGUUCAGUUUGUCAUCUGGUCUGGCGGAUCUUGGAUAAAAAACAAUGGAUCUAAUUUUUUUGUUUCCCUGAAACCAACAGACCAUAAAUUUGGAAAGGGGGAUAUGGAUGGAAAAGGUACUGUUAAAUGGUUACUUGAUGAAAUAUCUGAGAGGGAGAAGCACGCUGAGAGAUCAUUAAUGCACAGGUUCGACAUUGCAACAGAGUUGACUGAGCGCUGUCAAAGUGAAGGAGAGUUGGGGCUUAUUGGUGUAUUUGUUUGGUUGAGGUUUAUGGCAUGCAGGCAACUUACAUGGAAUAAAAAUUAUAAUGUGAAACCUCGUGAGAUCAGCGCAGCUCAAGAUAAAUUUACAAGUUUCCUGGGAAAAAUAUAUUUGAACCAACCAAAUGAUAGAGAAAUUGUGAGACUAAUGCUGGCAAGCAUUGGCCGUGGAGGUCAAGGUGAAGUUGGGCAAAGAAUCCGUGAUGAAAUACUUUUGCUCCAGAGAAAUAAUGACUGUAAGAGUGGGAUGAUGGAGGAGUGGCACCAAAAAUUGCACAAUAACAGCAGUCCUGAUGAUGUGAUAAUUUGCCAGGCUCUAUUGGACUAUGCCAGAUGUAAUUUUAAAAUUGAUGUUUAUUGGCGUACGUUAAAUUCAAAUGGUCUUACAAGAGACAUCCUUGCAAGUUAUGACCAUCCAAUUGUUUCAGAGCCCCGUUUCAAGGCUGAUACCAAGGAAGGACUUAUCCUUGACCUUACAUCGUACUUGAGGACGUUAAAGGCUGUUCAUUCAGGUGUUGACCUUGAAUCUGCGAUAGAAUCAUGGCUGAGUUACUCUUCCAAGCGUCCUGGAAUCCAAGUAAAUUCUGUUGGUGGUUUAUCACUAAAGUUACAGGAAUGCCUGAAUUUCGCCAAAGUGCAUAUUAAUGACAAGAGCAUUCAUCCAGUGAUGGAGAAAUUAUUAGAAUCCCGAAUUGAGCUUCACCCAAUUCUGCUUAAGUCUCAUGAAAGGUUUAAAGAUUUACUCUUCCUCGAUAUUUCCUUGGCUUCGGCUGUUAGAACAACUAUGGAAAGAGGACUCAAGGAUCUUGACGAUUCUCAUCUGACAGAUAUCUUUUUCUUUGUUAGUUUGAUGCUUGAAAAUUUAUGCCUAUCAACAGUCAACAAUGAGGACGUCAUUUAUUGCACUAAGGACUGGUAUUGUGUCUGUGAAUCAUACAAACCAAACAAUGUACAAUGGGCAUUACAAACAAAAGCUGUGCUUGAUCGAAUUCGGUUGGUGCUCACUGAUAGGGCCCAGCAUUACCAAAAAAUGAUCCAGCCAAGUGCACAAUAUCUUGGUCAUUUACUUGGUGUAGAGAAGUGGGCAAUAGAGAUUUUCACGGAGGAAUUAAUUAGGGCAGGCUCAGCACCUGUUCUCUCCAUGCUUAUCAACCGUCUAGACCCUAUUCUUCGAAAAAUUGCAAACCUUGGCUGUUGGCAGGUUAUCAGCCCAGUGGAGGUGUGUGGUUUUGUAACUUCUGUCAAUGAGCUGAUUACUGUGCAGAGCAAAGUCUAUGGAAAACCAACAAUUAUUAUUGCAAAUAAGGUAACCGGAGGGGAAGAGAUUCCAGAUGGAGUUGUGGGUGUGUUGACCCCUGAUAUGCCAGAUGUUCUGUCUCAUGUUUCCAUUAGAGCAAGAAAUAGUAAGGUAUGCUUUGCCACAUGCUUUGAUCAGAGAAUUCUUAGAGAUCUGAGACUGAAGGAAGGCAAAGCAAUCUCAGUGCGACUGAAAUUUUCAAAUCUGGAAAUUAGUGAUAUCAGUAGCUCAGAUUUAUCUGUCGGUCACACUGUUAUGUCUUCCAUUCCUCGUGGAGUCACUUUAAAGAAAAAGACCUUGGGUGGUAAAUAUGCGGCUUCAGUUGAGGAGUUCUCAAGUGAGCUGGUUGGUGCAAAAUCUCGCAAUAUUCAAUAUCUAAGAGGAAAAGUGCCAUCAUGGAUAAAAGUUCCAACAUCAGUUGCCCUACCAUUUGGAGUCUUCGAGAAUAUCCUUUUAACUGACCUAAACAAGGAUCUAGCGAAUAAAGUUUCCUGUUUUGAUAGACUCGUACGUGCUGGUGACCUCUCAAAACUACAAGCUAUACAGGAAACUAUCCUACAAAUCAGCGCUACUCCUACAUUGAUCAAUGAGCUUAGGAGCAAAAUGAAAAGUUUACGGAUUCCCUGGCCUGGUGAUGAAGGUGAGCAGAGAUGGAAACAAGCUUGGCAAGCUAUAAAGAAGGUUUGGGCUUCAAAGUGGAAUGAAAGAGCAUAUAUUAGUUGUAGAAAAGCUAAUGUGAAUCAUGAUCACCUUUGCAUGGCUGUAUUGGUUCAAGAAGUAAUUUGUGCCGACUAUGCUUUUGUCAUCCAUACAAGAAAUCCCUUAACCGGAGACACAUCAGAGAUUUACACUGAGAUUGUCAAGGGCUUGGGAGAAACCCUGGUGGGUGCCUAUCCUGGACGAGCUAUGAGCUUCAUUACCAAGAAGUCUGAUGUGAAAUCCCCUAUUGUUGUUGGUUAUCCAAGCAAGCAUAUAGGCUUAUUUAUGAAAAAGCAGUCGCUCAUAUUCAGAUCAGACUCCAACGGCGAGGACUUGGAAGGUUAUGCAGGUGCUGGGCUUUAUGACAGUGUAAUAAUGGAUAAAGAAGAGGAGGUCGUGUUGGAUUACUCUUGUGACCAGCUAAUUGUUGAUAAAAGCUUCCAACGUUCAUUGUUCUCAAAAAUUGCAGAAGUGGGAAUCAUCAUUGAAAAUUUGUACCGUUCUGCCCAGGACAUAGAGGGGGUAGUGAAGCAUGGAGAAGUUUAUGUGGUUCAAACAAGGCCACAAAUCUAGUAGUAGCAGCAUCAAGUGUUGUAAUAACAGGGGAGGUGGGAAUUCCAAUAAAUUGCCAGUACACUUAAGCAUCAUGGCUUCAUGCAUUUGUAUUGAACUUUUAAUUCUAUGGUUUUU
This is a messenger RNA of Telopea speciosissima, 4274 nucleotides long. Its product is annotated as alpha-glucan water dikinase 2. Gene Ontology annotation, molecular function: kinase activity; ATP binding. Bases 249 to 4157 code for a protein of 1302 amino acids. Gene Ontology annotation, biological process: phosphorylation. Lineage: Eukaryota; Viridiplantae; Streptophyta; Magnoliopsida; Proteales; Proteaceae. The record is from RefSeq and is a predicted model, not a curated record. The transcript has 31 exons.